AAAGACGCGCCAAAAAAGAACGUGGAAGGAGACUGGAGUUUAGCUUCAGUAGCUAAAGAUCCAGUGAGCCCCUGAGGCGUUGGGGAAACUGAGGUCCCACGCGGGGACGUCUGGAGGGCUGCGACUGAAGAGAAUCGUAGGUCUUGGGUAGGGGUCGCCUGAGGAGCUCGGGCCUCAGUCUUUUCUCGGCCCUGCCUAGAUUCCCCCCGGGAGGAAGGGAGAGCGGGGCGGGGCACAUCUGCUGCUAUCCAGGAACCUGCCCUGCUGAGAACUGGGAGACCUUUGGGACGUCUAUCUUUGCAAAAGACAUGAAUGGAGACUAUAGAGGCAGAGGAUUUGGACGAGGGAGGUUUCAAAGCUGGAAAAGAGGACGAGGUGGUGGGAGCUUCACAGGAAAAUGGAGAGAGAGAGAACACAGACCUGACCUGAAUAAAACUACGAGAAAGCAUACUUCUAGUAGGGGAGAACAAACCUCACAGUCUUUGCUACUACAAUCAACAUUGGAUCAGUUCAUACCAUAUAAAGGCUGGAAGCUUUAUUUCUCUGAAGUUUACAGCAGUAGCUCUCCUUUUAUUGAGAAGAUUCAAGCAUUUGAAAAUUUUUUCACAAGGCGUAUUGAUUUAUAUGAUAAGGAUGAAAUAGAAAGAAAGGGAAGUAUUUUGGUGGAUUUUAAAGAACUGACAAAAGACGAUGAAAUGACUAAACUGGUACCAACUAUAGCAAAUGAGUUAAGGGAUACACCUGAGAAAACUUUGGCUUGCAUGGGUCUGGCAAUACAUCAGGUAUUAACUAGGGACCUUGAAAGGCAUGCAGCUGAAUUACAAGCCCAAGAAGGAUUGUCUAGGGAUGGGGAAACAAUGGUAAAUGUGCCACACAUUCAUGCAAGGGUCUAUAACUAUGAGCCCUUGACACAGCUCAAGAAUGUCCGAGCAAAUUACUAUGGAAAAUAUAUCGCUCUGCGAGGGACAGUGGUUCGUGUCAGUAACAUAAAACCUCUGUGCACUAAGAUGGCUUUUCUUUGUGCUGCAUGUGGAGAAGUUCAGGGUUUUCCUCUUCCAGAUGGAAAAUAUAAUCUUCCCACAAAGUGUCCUGUGCCCAUGUGUCGAGGGAGGUCAUUCACUGCUCUCCGUAGCUCUCCUCUCACGGUUACGAUGGACUGGCAGUCAAUCAAAAUCCAGGAGCUGAUGUCUGACGAUCAGCGAGAAGCUGGUCGGAUUCCACGAACAAUAGAGUGUGAACUUGUUCAUGAUCUUGUGGAUAGCUGUGUCCCAGGAGACACAGUGACUAUUACUGGAGUUGUCAAAGUCUCAAAUGCUGAAGAAGGUUCUCGAAAUAAGAAUGACAAAUGCAUGUUCCUUUUGUACAUUGAAGCAAAUUCUGUUAGCAAUAGCAAAGGACAGAAAACAAAGACUUCUGAGGAUGGGUGUAAGCAUGGAGCACUGAUGGAGUUUUCACUUAAAGACCUUUAUGCCAUCCAAGAGAUUCAAGCUGAAGAAAACCUGUUUAAACUCAUUGUCAACUCACUUUGCCCUGUCAUUUUUGGUCAUGAACUUGUUAAAGCAGGCUUGGCAUUAGCACUCUUUGGAGGAAGCCAAAAAUAUGCAGAUGACAAAAACAGAAUUCCAAUUCGAGGAGAUCCACAUGUCCUUGUUGUUGGAGAUCCAGGCUUGGGAAAGAGUCAGAUGCUACAGGCAGUAUGCAAUGUUGCUCCACGUGGUGUGUAUGUUUGUGGUAAUACCACAACCACCUCUGGUUUGACUGUAACUCUUUCAAAAGAUAGUUGCUCUGGAGAUUUUGCUUUGGAAGCUGGUGCCCUUGUACUUGGUGAUCAAGGUAUUUGUGGGAUAGAUGAAUUUGAUAAGAUGGGGAAUCAACAUCAAGCCUUGUUAGAAGCUAUGGAACAACAGAGUAUUAGUCUUGCUAAGGCUGGCAUGGUUUGUAGCCUCCCUGCAAGAACUUCCAUCGUCGCUGCUGCAAAUCCAGUUGGAGGACACUACAAUAAAGCCAAAACAGUUUCUGAGAAUUUAAAAAUGGGGAGUGCCCUGCUGUCCAGAUUUGAUUUGGUCUUUAUCCUGUUAGACACCCCAAAUGAGGACCAUGAUCACUUACUCUCUGAACAUGUGAUUGCAAUAAGAGCUGGAAAGCAGAGAACUGUUAGCGGAGCCACUGUAACUCGCAUGAAUAGUCAAGAUUCAAAUACUUCUGUACUUGAAGCGGUGUCUGAUAAACCAUUAUCAGAAAGAUUAAAGGUGGUUCCUGGAGAAAAAAUAGAUCUAAUUCCCCACCAGCUGUUGAGAAAGUACAUUGGUUAUGCUCGGCAGUAUGUCUAUCCAAGGCUGUCCACAGAAGCUGCUCAGAUUCUUCAAGAUUUUUACCUUGAGCUCCGGAAACAGAGCCAGCGGUUAAAUAGCUCACCAAUCACUACUAGGCAGCUGGAAUCUCUGAUUCGUCUAACAGAGGCACGAGCAAGGUUGGAAUUAAGAGAAGAAGCAACCAAAGAAGAUGCUGAGGAUAUAGUUGAAGUUAUGAAGUAUAGCAUGCUAGGAACUUAUUCUGAUGAAUUUGGAAACCUAGAUUUUGAGCGAUCCCAGCAUGGUUCUGGAAUGAGCAACAGGUCAACAGCAAAAAGAUUUAUUUCUGCUCUCAACAACAUUGCUGAAAGAACUUACAAUAACUUAUUUCAAUUUCAACAACUUCGGCAGAUUGCCAAAGAGCUUAACAUUCAGGUUGCUGAUUUUGAAAAUUUUAUCGGGUCACUAAAUGACCAAGGUUACCUCUUGAAAAAAGGCCCAAAGGUCUACCAACUUCAAACUAUGUAAAAUGACUACCAACCCAGGACGUCUUGAGAUUAUUAGCAGUUUAAAACUAUCUCAGUAAUAAAGAGUAUGAUAUAUAUAUAUAUAUAUAUAUAUAUAUAUAUAUAUAUAUAUUGUUCUCUGGAAAAUGAUGUCCUAAAAUUAAUGUAAUAGGAAAAAAGAUUUAAGAAGUGAUAAAGCCAUGUGUUUAGUUUUUAUAGUUUCUCUGAAAGAUGAGAAAAAU
Molecule: messenger RNA, 3039 nt
Organism: Lynx canadensis (Canada lynx)
Lineage: Eukaryota; Metazoa; Chordata; Mammalia; Carnivora; Felidae
Gene: MCM8
Product: minichromosome maintenance 8 homologous recombination repair factor
Exons: 19
Coding region: 309-2819 (836 amino acids)
Biological process (GO): double-strand break repair via homologous recombination
Cellular component (GO): nucleus; MCM complex
Molecular function (GO): single-stranded DNA helicase activity; ATP hydrolysis activity; single-stranded DNA binding
Source: RefSeq, a predicted model, not a curated record